This is a messenger RNA of Tachysurus fulvidraco (yellow catfish), 1204 nucleotides long. RefSeq names its product ribosome binding factor A (gene rbfa). The coding region runs from base 107 to 1087 and encodes 326 amino acids. The transcript is spliced from 6 exons. Lineage: Eukaryota; Metazoa; Chordata; Actinopteri; Siluriformes; Bagridae. The record is from RefSeq and is a predicted model, not a curated record. Gene Ontology annotation, biological process: rRNA processing.
AAUCCCAGCACAGGAGGCAGGACUGUGACGUCAUUAUUUUGCACGUUUAGCCUCGUGUAUUUUUUUUUAACAAUAAUAUUAAUGUUUUUGUGAGUAAUAUUUAAUCAUGAUCGGUCAUCACUGGGUUCAGAAAUGUUUGUUAUCUCGACGUGUUGGUGCUGUGGUGACAACGAUGCGUAAAAUAACCCUGGAGACUCCAAAUGGAUCUAAACACACGACCUUGAUGAGAACAUCAACAUUUCAGAGUGUAACAAACUUACACACUUCUGUUUGUCAGGGUCGCGAUCUGCUGAAGAAGAUGUUCACUAACAAGAGGAAGAAAAAGUGGUAUGAAACUCCUCAGGUGUUUCAGUCUAUAAUCACAGAUCAGUCUGGAUUCACCAAACCUGCCAAGAAAAGAAGCAUGGAGGACAGUUUACGUGUGAGAACCCUGAACACUAUCCUGUAUAAGUCCAUCUCAGAUCUGCUGUCAUCUCAUCAGGUUAAUGCACAGCUACCUGGCUACAACGUGGAGAUCACUAAAGUUUCAUUGCUAGCAGAUUACUCUGUUUGUCGGAUCUACUGGAAGACAAGUUUGUCCUCUGAGAGAGACAGUGAGAUUCAGCAGAAUUUGGACAAAUGUGCCCCAAGAAUACGAUACCUCCUCACCUCACAGCAGAUCUUGGGCAGUGUUCCUCCGUUAGUUUUUGUACUAGAUAAACAGUAUGCAGCUCUGAAAGAGGUGGAAGAUCUUCUGAAGAUGGCUGAUUUUGGCCCAGCUGAUGACUCAGAGAAGCUUGCCCUUAAUGAGAAAGAUGACGAGACGAGCGUGCACACGGCGAAGAGCAAGAGAGUCGUGUUUGGCGUCGAUCGUGAUGCGCUCUAUAAACAGAUCGAGGACUAUAAACAGCGGUCAAAAGACUCUAGCUCACAGAUCAGCUGCUCGGCCUCUCUAACUCAAGAGCAGCUACAGAUGUUAGCAGAAAUCAGGAAGCAGAAGCUGAUUGAGAAAAAGAAGCGCAAAGCGAAGAAGAUGACAGAUGAUGACAUCACACCCAAAGAGUUUCUGCUCAUGAGGCAAGUUCAGAAAGACCAGGAUGAGCAGUAGGACACCGAGCACGACUCUGAGAGCAGUCAGGCCUCGGCGGACAUGACGAACACGAGCAGUCACAGAGAAUUUUAUCUUGAUUUGAUUUCAAGUUGAAAUACAAGUUGAUACAAAGAA